GGUGUUUCCAGAGUCAAAGCUUAUCAACUGUGGAGCUUCAUUUGUGUGUCACUGACAUGGAAACAUUUGAGCAGCACUUCUGCAGAUAACCAAACGCUUCUUCCUCCUCCUUUGGUGCCCCACUCCCUCUGCCUCUAUGUUUUUCAGUGUCAAAUACCUAAUGCUGUUAUUUUUAUCUGUGUAGCUAUAAUGCAAUAAAUGCAAAAUACAUGUAAAGGAGUAUACGAUAUGUCAUGGCUAAUAAUGGUCAUGCUGCCUGUAGAAAACAGAAAGCAUUUGGAACAUGGUCAAAAGUCACUUUGUUACUCAAAACUCCAAAUGAAUAUGUAUUAUUAUUGUGGUUGUUAUUGUUGUUACUUUUCUCAUUUCACUCAUGACAGUAGAAUAGUUUUUCAAGACAACACAAUUUUUCAAAUAAUAAUAGGAAUGCGCAGUUUCCAUCCUACUUUCUGAUACUUGUGUAAAAACACAACCCCUGACAUAAGCUUAUUAUAUUUUGAAAAUCCCUACCGGAAGCCCGCACUCUUACUGUCGACAGCGCGCUCUCUGGCUCGGCUCAGCAUCUGUCUUCACCAGAGUGCACGGAGCGCGCAGGAUGAACCCGUUACGCAUUACGCACUAUGGUGUCCUUCCCGGCACGGAUGGUUUUCUGACACGCGCUUCUGACUGGCGUAAAGACAUUACGUCUUAAAAGCGGCGGGCGACUUGCAGUGAAAAAGAAGACAAGGUCUCCGUUUGUCUUGAAUGCAGAAGAGGGAGAAAACGCGAGUGUUUCGUGGAGACUCUUGUUUUCUCCGCUCCGACGCGCGCACACACUUUUUUUGGGGGGGGGACUUAUUUUCUAACGGGAUAUCAUUUGCUGCAUCUACAUUUUGGGGGGUGUUUACUAUAUGUGGAUACUUAUUCGGGACCAUGGGAGACUCCGUGUUCCUCGACAGGCAAAAUUCCUAUCUUGGUGACUUCACCUGGAGCAGCCUGUCGGGGCGGAGCGUGCGUCUGACGCCGGUUGCCAUCCAGAGCCUGUCGGAGCUGGAGAGGGCCAGGCUGCAGGAAGUAGCCUACACCCGAUUACACCAGGACUAUGAUCUGGGAUGUCAGAUUACCAUGCCGAAAGAUGGACAGAAGAGGAAAAAGUCGCUGAGGAGGAAGUUGGACUCGCUAGCAAAAGAGAAGAGCAAAGACAAAGAAUGCAUUCCCCAAGCCUUCAGUAUAGUGCUCUCCCAGGUCAUUGCUAAUGACAGAACUCACAGGCAGCGUCAGGACGGCCAUCGUCAGGACCCGCCGCAACGCGAGGAGCACAAGGACUCCUCUGACCUUGUCUCGUCCAUUUUACAGUUUGCCACCAAGCGGACGUCCAAUAAGGAGUUAUCCAGCAGUAACUCCUCUUUGAGUUCCACAUCGGAGACGGCCAAUGAGUCAACGUCACCCAACACGCCCGAGGCUGCACCCCGAGCAUGCAGGAGGGGAGGCAUGUCAGUGGACUCGAUCACGGACCUGGACGACAACCAGUCUCGCCUGCUCGAGGCCCUGCAGCUCUCUCUGCCCACCGAAACGCUGAAUAAAAAGGAGAAGCACCGGGACAAAAGGCUGAGUCUCAAUCCCAUCUACCGUCAGGUGCCACGGGUGGUCGACAGCUGCUGUCAGCACAUCGAGAAAUAUGGUUUGCAGACUGUUGGGAUCUUUAGAGUGGGAAGCUCCAAGAAGAGAGUCCGACAGCUACGUGAGGAGUUUGACCGCGGCAUUGACGUCCAGCUGGACGAGGAGUACAGCGUUCACGACGUGGCUGCUCUGCUGAAGGAGUUCCUCAGGGACAUGCCCGACCCGCUGCUCACCAGGGAGCUCUACACGGCCUUCAUCAACACCACAUUGUUGGAUUCAGAUGAACAGCAGAAUGUUACUCAGCUGCUGGUCUACCUGCUCCCAGCAUGCAACAGCGAUACCCUCCACCGCCUCCUGGAGUUUCUGUCCACCGUUACCGACCACGCCCACGACCGGCAGGACAAAGACAGACAAGAGAUCACCGGGAACAAGAUGACGUCUCUGAACCUGGCCACCAUCUUUGGCCCUAACCUGCUCCACAAGCAGAAGAGCUCGGACAAGGAGUUCAGCGUCCAGAGCUCGGCCAGAGCCGAGGAGAGCACGGCCGUCAUUGCCGCGCUGCAGAGGAUGAUCGCCAGUUACCACACCCUCUUCAUGGUGCCUCCUGAUCUGCAGAACGAGGUUUUGAUGAAUCUGUUGGAGACGGAUCCAGAUGUAGUUGACUACCUUCUGAGAAGAAAAGCCUCACAGAGUCCCGACCUGUUGCAGUCAGAGGAGUCCUUCUCCAUGAGCGAGCGCCAUUCCUCCAGCGACUCCAACAAGGUGUCCAGCGGCGAGGUGUCCCCUUACGACAACAACUCCCCGAUCAUGAGUGAGCGGAGAGGGGAACCGGGGAGCGAGCCGCUCUUCUGUGUCCCGGAACAGUACACUCUGGUGGGGCAGGUGGCCGGCUGGAGCAGAGAGCCCGGGGCCGACACUUGGGGCAGCAAAGACGCUUUAUCAGAGGAGCACGCUAACAUUUGGGGGACGUGGCACACGACGCUGAAACCAACACUCAAGGACCAUGCACACACAGGUUCCCAUGGCAACAUGUCAGAGGGAAGUUCCCGCAGCUCACAGGAAGGCCUCGACGGACUCCAUGGCGACGGCAGGCAGCAAGCAAUGCUGCAACGGACUCAGACGGCGCCUGGCAUCGGCGAGUGCAGGCCCCACCCCCCGGUCACCAGAGUGUGUACCAGCCCCCACGUGGAGCCGGGACCACCACGCCUGCAGCUCAACGCCAACCCCUCGGUGAUGUCCCACCUCAACAGCACGCAAGGGCCCCAUCGAGCAAGUGGACACGCGCUUAACCCGACCUCCAGACCUCAAGGCGGGUUGAGCACCGGCGAGGGCGGCCCUGCUGUGCUCAACGACAGACGCACCCCACCCCCUUACAGCGGCCGCCAUCUGCGACUGGCUAGUUCGCACAGUUCACCUCAGCUCGCGACGGCUCAGCGGCCCCCUCUGCAGCACGGGAGGCAGAGUGCGGCGUCGAGUAACUCGGCCUCAACGACAGAGAGCCAAAUGGUGCCGCAGAGCCCAGAGUGGCAGGACUGGCAGAGGGACCGGUGGCAGAUCUGGCAGCUGCUGUCCUCGGACAGUGCCGACGCACUGCCUGAAACGCUGGUGUGAUCUCGGGCCAUGGACUUAAUCUCUGUGGAGAUUCUGAUGGCAUGAUCAAACCCCUCCAAUGACAAUCGCUCCUCACCCCUCCCUUCAUUUCAUGUUACCCGUCAGCUCGCCUUUUCAUCCAUCCAUGGAUUUCAUCCUUUCCAUGAACCCCCCUGUGCUUCUCCUGCAUCCCAGUGCCAUGGAGUUGUUGUUUACGUGUGCAGCUGCUGCCUUAUACAGACUUUUACAUCCAAGAGCCACUAGUAUUUCUUGUUUUAAAUGGAUGCUGCUUCUGUUGUUUGCCCAUUAUGUUUUGAUUUGAUGCCCACCAGAAAUACCUCAUGAAACAAUCCUUUCCCAACUCCUCAGAAUGUUCCCACGCUCUUAUUUUCUAUUCACAGUGACUUCAGUCUUCAUAUCUCAAUGGAGAACAAUAGGAAACCAUUUGUUUCUUUAGUUUGUUGUAUUUUCAAUUCAUACAUUUUAGAUUUUUUUUAAAAACUCCUUUUCACCGUCCAGGCACCAACAUGUACCCAUUAGUCAUUGCUGCUAAGUGUAGAAUUUCUGUGUUCGUACUGGUAUUGCAAUUCAGCCACUCCUGUCUAAAAAGAUCAAGUGUACUUAACCGUCA
Molecule: messenger RNA, 3820 nt
Organism: Anarrhichthys ocellatus (wolf-eel)
Lineage: Eukaryota; Metazoa; Chordata; Actinopteri; Perciformes; Anarhichadidae
Product: rho GTPase-activating protein 6
Exons: 14
Coding region: 745-3210 (821 amino acids)
Biological process (GO): signal transduction
Source: RefSeq, a predicted model, not a curated record